Molecule: messenger RNA, 1695 nt
Organism: Rotaria sp. Silwood2
Lineage: Eukaryota; Metazoa; Rotifera; Eurotatoria; Philodinida; Philodinidae
Source: the annotation of a GenBank genome assembly
AUGUCGAUUCAAAGCUGCGCGAAUACGAGUACAUCAUGGACUGGCAUCUACUGGUAUACUAACCAACUCGAACAAAACACAAAUUUCAUUAUUCGACAUCAGUAUUUCACGGUUCCAAAUAGUAUCGUCCAAGGAACACCACAAUUACAGUCAGAAAUCAAUGGGUUUGUCACCAAUCAUGUUUACUUGACAGAUUUCACUAUCAUUUUAUUUUCACUAACAGCCAAUUUCGAUUCAUUUGUUCGAUUGGUCACGAUUCCAAAUUUUGGUUAUCAAGAUGUCGACUGGAUGAAUAUGUCAGUGACAGAUUCCGUCGCUUCGGUCAAACGUGGCAAUUGCACAUUUCCCGAGAAGUGUCUACUAGCUGAAAAGUACCAUGUGAAAGGAUUGCUGAUUUUCAAUGAAGGAACAGCACCAGAUCGUUUUCAACCAUUACAGUAUGUAGAAAAUAAUAUGAAUGCAACAAUUCCGGCCUAUUUCCUAUCGUAUAACCUGGGAAUGCAAUUUGUCAAUGCAAGUGACAACGUUAGUAUUCGAAUGACAGUCAAUGUCAGUGAUGCAGAAAUAAUCGAAAAUAUUUGUGCUGAUACGGUAACUGGAGAUAAAACAAAAACAAUUGUGAUCGGUUUUCACAGUGAUGGAGUGUUAGAAGGAAGUGGGAUUAAUGAUAAUGAUAAGAAGAGCGUCAAAUGCCGCAGUUAUCCUUUCUAUUAUUGCUUAGGCAGUGGCACUGUCGGCAACUUGGUUCUGGCCCUUAAUUUAGCUCGUCUACUUCAAACAUGUUCAUUAAACUACGCUCCAUAUCGAUAUCGUGUUCGAUUCUGUUGGUGGGGUGUAGAAGAACUCGGUCUUCUCGGUUCAAUUUAUCAUGUCGACCAGAUCUCCUUGCCUACGGCCACCACCAAAGGUGAACGCUUGCAAGAUUAUCUUCUAUAUUUGAAUUAUGACAUGCUCGCCUCUCCCAAUAAUAAUUUUGGUAUUCUUGACAGUUUUGCAGUUCCACCGGCAACACCUGAACAAGCUCUGCCCGGCACUGGCCGAAUUACAGAUCUACUUCAUCAAUGGUUUAAUGAACAGAAACUUUCGUGGACCAAAUCGAGUAUCGGAGGUGGCAAUGAUUUUAUACCACUUUUGACUAAAGAUAUAGCUGCUGGCGGAAUCAACACUGAGGCUGGUGGAAUCAAAUCAGCAACUGAACGAGAUCAAAAUGCAGCAAUGUUGGGAAUAGCAAGUGGUGGAAUAGCCAAUGCUGCUUAUGAUUCAUGCUACCAUCAACAAUGUGAUAGGAUCACAAAUAUCAAUCCAUUUGCAUAUGAGAAAGUUGUUAAAGCGGCUGCUUAUGCUCUUCAGUACACGGGGCGAUUAAACGAUCUGGAAAAAUGGUUGUAUCCACAAGGCCGAGUGAAUUACUUGGACCUGCUCAACAAAAACUAGCUAUAUAAUAUUUAUAAUAAUCCUGAUCUUUUUUAAAUUUCCACAAUUGCAAUGUGAUUAAUUUAUUAACAACUGAUGGAAGCCUUCAAUUAGAAUAAAGCACCGUAGAGAUUGAUAUAAAAAGUUUUGUCUGAAAUUUUUCUUCUUUAAUUAUAUUUGAUCAUAUCUUUCGCCAUUCGGUGAUCGUGAAUGCCAUAAGGUUACCUAAAUUUCGAAUUCGUUACGCUCUACUCAUAUAAAAUAAUUAAUUUAUUAUUUUGU